CCAAAUAAUAUAGUACUUAAUAUUGAGGAUGAAAGUAUAUUUGGUAACUUCUAUCAAGUUAACACCAAGGUGUAUAUUGGUGGAAUGCCAUUCACACUUCAAGUGGACACUGGAUCUUCAUUGAUGGCAGUGCCCAUGAUUAACUGUACAGCAUGUAGAGUUAAGCGACCAACUUAUGAUCCAAGUACCUCGCAGACCUCAUCACCUAUUCGAUGUGGUGAUUCAACAUGUCUUGGAUCAGGCAGUUCUCAACCACCAUGCAAGUUCCAAGCCAGUGGUUCAAUGUGUGACUAUCAAAUACUGUACGGUGAUGGUUCACUAGUGUCUGGAUAUGUACACCAAGACCUGGUGACAAUCUCUGGUCUGUCGGCCUUUGUCCAGUUUGGUGCCAACAAGAUAGAGAGAGGUGAUUUCGAGUGGCCAAGAGCUGAUGGUAUCGUUGGUUUCGGUAGAGAUAUAUUUGCAAUGUUAUUGGACUAUCAAGGAGGAGGUAAACUUACAUUGGGUGACUUGAACCCUGACAACUAUGAAGGUGAUAUACUCUACACACCAAUCUCACAGAAUGGACCAUUCUAUUCGAUUAGACCAAUUGGACUGGGCAUUGACCAUCAAGAGUUCAGUCCAAGACUGUUGGGACAGACCAUUGUGGACAGUGGUAGCAGUGCACUAUCAUUGGCAAGUGGUGCUUACGAUAGUAUUGUCCUAUACUUUAAGACACACUACUGUCACGUACCAGGUAUCUGUGAGAAGAGUAACAUCAUUGAUGGAUCAACAUGUUAUAAUAGUGCAUCAUUUAUCGAUCAGUUACCAAACAUUAACAUAACAUUCGAUGGUGGCGUUCAAGUAUCGAUUCCACCAAGAAACUACAUUAUCAAGACAAUGAUGGGCAAUCAUCAGUCUGCCUAUUGUUGGAUGAUCGAUCGUAGUGAUCAGUACACUACUAUUCUAGGUGAUGUAUUCAUGAGAGGAUAUUAUACAGUAUUUGAUAAUGACAACAACCGAGUUGGAUUCGCAUUGGGCAAGGGAUUGGGAGGCAACAUGGCUUCGGUAGGUGGAGGAUACAACAUUGACAACUCGUCAUCAACACGCCUGCUGAUACCAUCCGUUCAUUUGUUAAUCGUUGUCCUCUCCAUCACCAUUUCCACAUUAUAUUACGCUGGUCGU
Acytostelium subglobosum LB1 is the source of this 1164-nucleotide messenger RNA. RefSeq lists its product as hypothetical. The transcript is spliced from 4 exons. Gene Ontology annotation, biological process: proteolysis. Gene Ontology annotation, molecular function: aspartic-type endopeptidase activity. The record is from RefSeq and is a predicted model, not a curated record. NCBI's taxonomy places the organism in Eukaryota, Evosea, Eumycetozoa, Acytosteliales, Acytosteliaceae. The annotation marks the transcript as partial.